Psilocybe cubensis is the source of this 1275-nucleotide messenger RNA. RefSeq lists its product as uncharacterized. Gene Ontology annotation, molecular function: aspartic-type endopeptidase activity. Gene Ontology annotation, biological process: proteolysis. The record is from RefSeq and is a predicted model, not a curated record. The coding region runs from base 1 to 1275 and encodes 424 amino acids. The transcript has 11 exons. NCBI's taxonomy places the organism in Eukaryota, Fungi, Basidiomycota, Agaricomycetes, Agaricales, Agrocybaceae.
AUGUCCCACGUCAUCAUCAAAUCUAUUCCCUUCACCACCCAGAUCAAGCAGGGUGCAAGGCAUAUCCUCGCUCACGACAAGGCUCGAGCACAGAAGCUUGUACAAGGCUUGCACCCACACGGCCCUCUAGGACACAAGGCAACAGCCGCAGGGCGUCACCGCCACCACCACCAUCACAAGCAUCAUCCUGUUCCUGAACCAACUCCUAACGAUCCUCCUGAGCCCGCCCCCGCCCCUCCAUCAGGGGACCCAGACGCCGCUAAGGAUUCUAUUGACGUUACUGAUGCUGGUGUUACCUACACCAUGUCAGUUGGAGUCGGAAGCCCGGCUACCCAAUAUACUCUACUGAUCGAUACAGGAAGCUCCAACACGUGGGUUGGAGCCGGUAAAGCAUACAAACAGACCUCCACAAGUAAGAGUACCCGUAACAGUGUGAAUGUAACCUACGGCUCGGGUUCCUUCUCCGGCACCGAAUUCACCGAUGAAGUAACUCUUGGUUCACUCGUGAUAAAGAAUCAGUCCAUUGGCGUGGCAUCGAAAGCUAAUGGUUUCCAAGAUGUAGACGGCAUUUUGGGUAUCGGCCCCGUUGAUUUGACCGAAGGGACCGUUUCUAAUACCCCCAAUGUCCCUACGGUAACCCAGAAUAUGUUUACACAGAAACUCAUUCCUACUGAAUCCAUCGGAAUCUCUUACGAACCCACAACAUCUGAUGGCGCUUUGAACGGCGAACUUACGUUCGGCUCCGUAGACACUUCCAAGACUACCAGUGAUGUUACUUUCGUGCCUAUUACUAGCACAUCUCCAGCAAGCAACUAUUGGGGAAUCGACCAGACAAUCUCCUAUGGACAAGAUUCUUCGCCACUUUUGACUUCGUCGGGUAUUGUCGACACUGGGACCACUUUGCUCCUCAUUGCUACAGAUGCUUUCAACGCAUAUCAGAAGGCCACUGGGGCUACUCUUGACCAGACGACGGGUCUCUUGACAGUCACCGAGGAACAAUUUUCGAACAUGCAGAGCUUGUUUUUCAAUAUUGGAGGAACAACCUUCGAGUUCACGCCCAAUGCCCAAAUCUGGCCUCGUUCCCAGAACAGCCAACUUGGAGGAGAAGAAGGAAAAAUAUACCUCAUCACAUCCGACCUCGGCAACAACAGCGGCACUGGACUAGAUUUUAUCAAUGGAUUUGCUUUCUUGCAGAGAUUCUACAGUGUCUACGAUACUACCAACGCCCAAGUUGGACUUGCUACUACUCCGUUUACUAAUGCCGAAACUAAUUAG